Telopea speciosissima is the source of this 698-nucleotide messenger RNA. RefSeq lists its product as uncharacterized. The transcript is spliced from 4 exons. The coding region runs from base 187 to 477 and encodes 96 amino acids. Lineage: Eukaryota; Viridiplantae; Streptophyta; Magnoliopsida; Proteales; Proteaceae. The record is from RefSeq and is a predicted model, not a curated record.
CAAGUGACAAGUCAGAUCCAUGUUUCGAGGAAAACCAGUGGCGCCUCCACAGGAAACGCCCACUGUUUGGUUUUCUACGGCCACCACUAUAUAAUAUCAGAGCUCAGAUCCACAAAUUAAUAUCAUUCAAAAAUCAAUCGAGUUCAAGUGAUAGAGAGAUCGAUACACUGCGAUUACAAAACAGAGAUGAGUUCGGUAAGCAGAGCUUGGAUCGUGGCUGCGAGCGUUGGAGCGGUGGAAGUAUUAAAAGAUCAAGGCAUCUGUAGAUGGAAUUAUGUGUUUAGGUCACUACAUCAGCACGCCAAGGGCAAUAUGAGAUCCUUCUCCCAGGCUAAAAAGGCCUCUUCUUCUUCUUCUUGUCCGGCGGCGACGACUUCAAUGGUGAAAGCCGCUAAGAAGGUUGGUGACGAGAAAUUGAAACAAUCAGAGGAGUCGCUCAGGAAAGUUAUGUACCUCAGCUGUUGGGGUCCCAACUGAAUUAUAAAAUUUUUUUUCUUCUAUCUUUCGAGCAGGAAUUCCUUGAUGAGUGUGAGAUCGUAAACCCUAGUGGAAAUGCAGACGAUGGAUCGAUGGACGGGUUUUGAGUAGAAAGUUUCCAUAUCCAAAUCACCGUUCAGAAUUGUAAAUACAAUAUUCCAAAUUGUUUGUGGAAUAAGAUGAAAUAUACAAGCUUUGUUUUGUUACAUACCUUACCUUGU